Dibothriocephalus latus is the source of this 1239-nucleotide messenger RNA. NCBI's taxonomy places the organism in Eukaryota, Metazoa, Platyhelminthes, Cestoda, Diphyllobothriidea, Diphyllobothriidae. The record is from the annotation of a GenBank genome assembly.
GAAGAAAUGAGCGAGCUGGCAGAGUCGAUUGAAAUGGCUACUCUGGACAAAGAAAUGGCCGAGGAAAAAUUGGAGACAAUUAAUUUGGAAUUGGAGACUCUGAAGGAGCGUGUCGAAGAGCUGACACUAGAGAACCAGAUUUUGAAGGACGAACAGGAGCAAACGUCAGCUACCCCUAGUGGUGAUGGGGCCCCAACCACUGCGCAGGUUAAACAGCUGGAGCAACAAAACGAGCGCCUGAAAAUGGGUCUGGUUCAAUUUCGGAACCUUGCUAACCAGGAUAAAGAGGAGAUAACUUCAUUGACCAAGGAGGUGAGUAUUUCCGAACUCGCAGUGAUCUCUCUUCAAAAUGAGGCAGAUAAACUGAAGAAGGAAAAUGACAGGUUGAAUGAGGAGCUCAAGCAGUCUCUGGAACACACGAUCGAGCUGAAGGAGCAAGUCGACGCCGCCCUGGGUGCCGAUCAGAUGGAAGCUCUCUGUGAUAUGAACAAUGAGUUGCUCGAAGGCCAACGCGACACAGAAUUGGAGUUGCGCGAGCAGGUGGAGUUGGCAAGAGCACAGGUGCAGGAGCUUUUGCGCCACCACGAAGCAAGCAAAGAGACGGUGGCUGACUACGAACUCACCCUGUCGAAGUUCCGCGAACUGGUUACCGAUCUACAGAACCAGAAUACCAAUUUAGCACAGUCUCUAGCCGAUGCUCGUCGAACGGCCAGCCAGGCCAGCCUUGUAUCGAUGGCCGCAGCCGUCGAUCCAUCAAUCUCUGCCGAUGCUGCCAGUGCGCUCAUGCAGCUAUCUGGCAGACCAGGUGGUCGCCAGCCAGAGGCACAAACUGUGGCGAAGGUCUGUUCUCUCCUUCUUCCCAUCCUUCGCUGUGCCUCCCCUUGUCUACUUUCCUUUCAAUUUUAUUUAUUUAUGACAGUCCAAAAGUCUAACCGGUUACUUUGCUCACACCUUUCCUUUUGGCUGAAACACUGCCAAGUGCAUUUUUGUUGUCACAGUCCCUUUGACUUUUCGCAGGUUAUUGAGACUGAACUAAGACGUCUGGACGUUGACCAGGGCGUCCGUCACGUAGAAUUGCUGUCUGCCUUCUUGCCUGAAUCUUUUGACCGCCGUGCCGGUGAUCACGAUGCCAUCAACCUACUCCUGUUAAUCGAUCGUCUCAUUGUAAAAUGUGAAUUACUUUCAACGCAGGUCAGUUCUACAGUUUUCGCGUUCUGCGUGUAUUUUUGCACUUUGUAG